Messenger RNA from Phytophthora infestans T30-4, 1271 nucleotides. RefSeq lists its product as uncharacterized. The coding region runs from base 1 to 1224 and encodes 407 amino acids. The transcript has 6 exons. NCBI's taxonomy places the organism in Eukaryota, Oomycota, Peronosporomycetes, Peronosporales, Peronosporaceae. The record is from RefSeq and is a predicted model, not a curated record. Gene Ontology annotation, molecular function: protein binding.
AUGGCGUCUCCUGUGGUGAUCGCGCUUUAUCGGGCGUUACUGCGCUCCACGCAGACGCUGCAACGCGACGUGGAGGCUGGCAAAACGCUGUAUGACGCUGUCCGUUCGGGUGCAGUUGCCUCGUACGCCGGCGUCAAGACCGAUUGGCAACGCGAGCGUGCGUUCGUGCGGCGUUUGGAGGACAUGGAGGUGCUGACGCGACGAGGUAGAGGCGACAGGGCUUUUGCAGCAAUUGUGCGCGCAGGAUUCGCACCACCGGUAGAGGGCAAAGCUGCGGUGGACGCUCGGAUCGAUGCCGCUUUCGACGCGCUGAAGCGUGUAGACGACCACAACGCGCUUAUCCAGGAGUUCAAAGACCAAAGCAUUUUUGGACCCAAGGAACGCACGAAUGCGAUUGAGUUUCUAGUUGGAGACGUGGUUGAAGUGAAAGGUGAAAAGCGAGGAGUGGUUUUCGCCUGGCACGUGACCACAGAUGCAGCAGAAGCAUCUGCGGGGUCUCGGGUGGUAUACGACAUUUUACCUCACAGUCCUGGCUUCAGUUUUGCCAGCAAGCUUUACAAUGUGCCACAAGAUGAAAUCCGGCUUGACGAGGCACCAAAGCCUGUGGUGCACCCGGCGCUCUUGCUGUAUUUCGACGGCUUCGAUGGUACCAACCACAUCCCAUCCGACGCUUUGGCAGCUCGAUACCCAACUGACGUCACUACAAAACCUAAAGAUGCCGAUACCGUUGUCGCUACCCCGUCGAUCAUCCAGCUCCAAUCCGCCGACGAAGAAAAUUUGCUGAUGUACUUGCGGUGCGAUGAUAGCACCAUUGUCCAGUUUGCCAUGGCCAGUCUGGAGGGAAUGUGGCUCGGAGAAUGUGGAUACAGUGCGCAAAACCAAGUGCAGCGUGCAGUGGAGCUUGCAGGCGGUGAGAAAUGGGAUGAAGCUCGCGAAAUGCUCGAACAAGUCGUGCAAGAGUCUUCAGCAUUUGCAUACGCUUGGAACAAACUUGCCAUGGUGGAGUAUCAGAAUGGCAACUUUGGCAAAGCACUCGGCCACUACGAGACUGCAAUCAAGUUGAAGCCACAACUGAUCGAGGCACUUGUUGGUCUUGGAACAUGCGCCACAAGACUCCAGCGUUGGAGUUUAGUGCACCGCGCUGCUGUCCAGUUGCUAGAAGUGCAACCACGCAACGACACUGCGCGGAUGCUGAUCGAACAAGCCGUAUACGCCACCUUGUAGGCAACAAGCUGACUUUAAACCUUUAAUGCCACAAAAAUGCAUCAUUU